UUCUUAGUGUCAUGCAUUUUCCUAGAUUUUUCAAACAAAUUCGGCAAAACUAAUUUCUUCAUUUGGAAGGAGGGGGUUUUAACCCGAAAACCACUCAACCCUCAAGAUCCGCCAGUGUUUCUACAUAUGCUUAAUAAAAAUUAUAGUACGUUACGUGCUAACUAUAUUUAGGUAUUUGAGGGCACAGUUAAUUCAUGGAAAAAAAAUAAACGAAAGAAAUUUAUCGCGUCCACUACCGUUACUUCUUUUCUGAACCGAGGUCCGUGUUUGUCGUAAAUUAUGGAUCCAUAAUUCCAUCUCAUCGAAAUUCAAUUUGCAAUUAUCCGGACAGAUUGAUCGGGGAUACGGUAUUCCAGAUGAUUCAUAUUAGAUUCCAGCCUAAUGGAGGCCAUUGCCGUGUAUCUCGUGCCUCGUCGCGUGCCAAACAGCUGUCAGCGUCACGUGUGUACGCGUAAAUGUCAGCGAAUACUAGUUUCCGAUAUGCUAAUUCAUGUUUUAACGAUUGAUUAACGACGACGAUGAAUAUUGAUGAGCCCCGAAGCGAAUGGAUUAUUUAAAGAUACAAAAACGCUGCAUUGUGCUGGAAGGACCCCCUUGGAUGAUCCUUGGCGCCGAUCCUAAUCCGUUCUGCGUGCAGCGCCUAAUAAAUACGUGACAUAAGUGUCGAAGACGUACUCACCGUCAUUGUCGUAACGACGUUGGCACGUCGCCUUACUUUCUUACGCAAGAUCUUUCGGCACCUACCAGCUGAUUCAAGGACAUUCGCCGCUUUAUUUCCAUUAUAAUUCUCGCCCUCGACCUCCGAAAGGCUCCGAAUAGGCGAAACCCGUUAUUGUGAUUAGAGUUUUCGAUGUGAUGUGUUACCCAAAUCCAAAGCCGGAAUAACUCUCGUGCUGUUUAAGUCCCCCUUAGGAUCUCUUACAGCUUACAGCUGCGAUGAGAAACGCAAAGUUUAUAAUCCACCGAGAUCAUCAUUUAAUAGUGAUGCCACGUUGUUUCUACUUCGUGUAUUUUUAUUUACACACGGAGGAAAUUUUCGUUGACUGAUGUACCGUAAUGGCAAUAAAAAUUACCAUAUUUUAUGGCACUGCUGGAAUAUGCUUGUAACUAAAACUCAAAGUUUAAUGUUGUGGCAAUCCAUUAGUAUAGUCUAUUUAGAUAUCUUUUUUUAAAUAUUUACCGUACGUACAAGAUAAUAUUUUUCACUUCCUUGCAGCUUUUUCUGGAUAUUACAAGCAUCAUUUUCGACAAAUUAAACCAUAUUGUUACUUUUUUUAUUUAUGACUGCUAAUAAAUUUAAUACAUCUUUUUCUCGUGUAUUUGAGGAAGAAUUUAAUUUUAAAUAUAUAUAAUUUUCUAUACAAGUUCUUCUUUACAAAGAGAUACAUUAUAAUAUAUGACUGGCUUAUUACUUGGAAGGAAAUUGUUUCACUCAAGUGUAAAGUAUAAGAAUACUUUAUUAAUUACUGCACUAGUAGUAGGAAUUUAUUGUUUCCUAUGGGGUUACAAUUUUACAUAAAAACAACUUUAUGAAAUAUUGUAAUUUGUGAUUUUCUUUUCUUUUUUUUCAGGAAAAGAUGAUCACCAGGCACUAUCAAAAUAAUAUUCUGCUCGUAAUGUUAUAUCUCUUCAUACGAAUGCCCGAUGAGACACAUGGUCACGGAAGAUUAAUGGAUCCUCCUUCGCGUAAUGCAAUGUGGCGGUUCGGAUAUGCAAACCCAGUAAACUACAACGACAACGAGCUCUUUUGCGGAGGAUACGCAGUGCAUUGGCAACAGAAUAAAGGAAAGUGCGGUGUUUGCGGCGAUGCGUAUCAUCUGACUCAACCGCGUCCGCACGAGGCGGGUGGCGAGUUCGCUAAGGGCAUCAUAGUUAGACACUACACCGUUGGCCAGGAAAUUGAAGUGGAGGUCGAGCUUACGGCCAAUCAUUACGGGAGAUUCGAGAUGUACCUGUGCCCUAACAACGAUCCGUCGCGCACGGCGACUCAGGAAUGCUUCGAUUCUUAUCCUUUGUACGUGUCUGGUACGGAAGAUGUCCGGUUUGAGAUUCCACGAGAAACGGGCAAGAAAGGGAUUAUUCGAUACAUGGUAACAUUACCGCCAUACGUGACAUGUUCGCAAUGUGUCGUUCAAUGGAACUACUUCACAGGCAACAUGUGGGGCACCUGCGAGAACGGCACGGAGGCUGUGGGAUGCGGCAGGCCGGAAACUUUUCGCAAUUGUGCCGAUGUGAGAAUCGUUACCAGCACUGGUGCGAUACCGCCGCGGAUCCUGUUCCAAAAUUCUCUUUUCCAAUUGUAUUCCGUAGCUCCGAAAUUGUCGAUUAUUCCGCUAGCUCGACCGCUCAGAGCUCAAGUGUGCGAGGCAACCGCGCCUUAUCGACAUCGGCAAAAUAUGAACGAUUGGUGUCAAGCGAAUUGCAUUCGUAUUCCGUCCAAUUGUCCGCCCGGUAUCUGUCGUUGUUUAAACACGUGUGACGCUAUUGGCGAUAUCGCUGAUAGACCAGGUGCGGAUCAAUAUUGCCUGAGACGUUGCAUGCGUUAUCCAUCGAAUUGCCCGACUGAUCGCUGCAACUGCUAUUGAAAUUGUAAACCGUCACCGGUAUUGACAUCCCACAUACAGCCACUAAAGCUGUGGUGUAUGAAUAUAUGCCUGAAUAGAUUAAUAAAAGCCUGAUCGUAGAGAGAAUCUCGCGCAGCUACACGCAAUUCUGUAGAAAAAUUUUAAUGCAUCUCAAUUAAACGAACUUAUCUUUCUUACCUUUUAGAUUUUUUUUCUUUCUUUUGGAAAAACUCUUGUCUUGAUUGUAAAAUGAAGAGCGAUAUACGUUCACUCUCCAAAACGUGAAAGAUGCUGAUGAAUGACGAGAGCUUGUGUAAUGGUACUAUAUUAUUUAAUAUUAGGACAUUCUAUUGAUAGAGCUUAAAAUUUUCACGCGUAUAUCACAUAUUAUAUACGUAACCAUCAACGUUCCCCGCGGUCUUACGCAUGACAUAUUAAUUAAUUAAUGCAACUAUGUUUAACGGAAUGAUGGCUCAUCGAUUUUAUGCGUCUUCGAUCACCAACGAGAACUCAUAAUUAAUUAUGCCAGCUAAAAAAACGUACGCGUUCGUACGUUUUCGCAACGUGUAUUUUGAGUGUGUGUGUGUGUGUGUGUGUAUAUGUAUGUAUAUGUAUAGAUCUCACUAUAUAUUAACACUUUACAAAACUAUAUACACUAAAGCUUCCUUUUUAUCGUCUACGUAAACAUGUCGGUGGCGAGUAACAUUUUCCUUUUGCUUGCUCUUCUCAUAUAUAUAAUUAUAUCGCUCUCACACGCGCAGUAUAAUAAUAAUAAUAAUCGUCGUCGAAGUGCGUAACAUUAGCGCGUCAAGUUAAAACUCGUGCUACGCCAAACUCUAGCGCGAGGUGUACAAUAAUACAAAGGUAUCUCUCGGUUUGUUACUUACUAAUCGCUAAGCAACUAAUUAAAGUCCGCGGCCCAUUUGCGGUCCACUCAUUUUUAUACACAAUCUCUUUUUUUAUCUCUCUAUUUUUCACACAGUUCUGCAUUUUAUCAUUAAUCCUCCCGUUUCCAUUUCCUAAUAUUACUUUUUAUUUCAAUGGAUGGCGAAGCAAAAUAUAUAAAGUACGUUAAUUUAUCGUUGUUUUUAUAUUUUAAUAAUAAAUAAAUCAAUCAACUAAGUGAUAGAUGAUGACUUGUCAUUGUAUUAUUGUGUUGUCAAGAUUUUCCAACUAAAUAUUAAAAAUCUAGAUAUUUUUAACGAAAUAUAGACAUUAUUUAGGAGACGGGAGGAUUAAUUAU
Molecule: messenger RNA, 3807 nt
Organism: Ooceraea biroi (clonal raider ant)
Lineage: Eukaryota; Metazoa; Arthropoda; Insecta; Hymenoptera; Formicidae
Source: RefSeq, a predicted model, not a curated record